UGUCACAAACGGUGGCCAGAAAAAGCAGCUCCAUAGUAUUACCAAAACCAGGCCCUUGGUUUUGGCUUGACUUAAAUAUGAACAAAAUCUCCAAAAAAGGAAAGAAAACUAAAAAUAAAAACAAAACCAAAACCACAAAACCAUGGGUAGUUUUCAGACCAUCCCUCUGACGGCCCAAAACCAGCUACUCUGUUUCUCUGUUUUGUACUAUAUCUUACUCAACGCUCUCUCUCUCGUCCUUUGACUCUGAUACAGAAACACUUUCACAAUUCGAAUAAGAUGGAACCUAACGCCUUCUCUGCGUUUGAUCCGAGAAUGUUAACCUUAGAAACGCCGCAGAACCCACCGAACCCGGUGCAGUUCCAGCAUCCGCAUCCUUACUCCACCGCCGGCGAUCAGCAUCCACAUCACCAACAACCGCUGAAGUCCUUGUACCCUCGCUCCUCCAAAGCCAUGCAACUCUCCCCGUUAAGCGUCGGAGACGAAGAAGACCGCGGGUCUGGUUCCGGGUCCGGGUGCCACCCGGAAGACAGCGUGGGAACCGACGGGAAGAGAAGAGUUUCUCAGUGGCAUCGGAUGAAAUGGACGGACACGAUGGUCCGGCUCCUGAUCAUGGCGGUGUACUACAUCGGCGACGAAGGUGGAGUAGGCGAUCAAACCGAGGCCAAAAAAAAAAUCAGUGGUGGCGGCGGCGGCGGCGGUGGAGGGGUGUUGCAGAAGAAAGGGAAGUGGAAGUCGGUGUCGAGAGCCAUGGUGGAGAAAGGCUUCUCUGUUUCGCCGCAACAGUGCGAAGACAAGUUCAACGACUUGAACAAACGGUACAAGAGAGUCAACGACAUUCUCGGGAAAGGGACAGCGUGUCGUGUCGUGGAGAAUCAAGCCUUGCUCGAGACGAUGGAUCAUCAUCUCACUCCUAAACUGAAAGACGAGGUCAAGAAGCUGCUCAACUCUAAGCAUCUCUUCUUCAAGGAGAUGUGCGCUUACCACAACAGCUGCGGCCAUCUCGACCAACCGCAACAACCGAGUCAGGAUCCGAGUCGGCACCGUCCGGAGCAGCAGAGCUGUAUUCACGCGGCGGAGGUAGCGGAAGAGUCGGAGACGGCGGAGGAUUCGGAGUCGGAGAUGGAGGAGGAGGAGACGAGCAAGAAGCGGAGGAGAGGGGAAGGAGUAUCCGGGGCCCUGAAGCGGAUGAGAGAAGAAACGGCGCGUGCGUUGGAUGAACCGGGGAAGAGCGCGUGGGAGAAGAAGGAGUGGAUGAGGAGGAAGGCGCUGGAGCUGGAGGAGAGGAAGGUUGGGUACGAGUGGGAGGCGGUGGAGAUGGAGAAGGAGAGAGUGAAGUGGAUGAGAUAUAGGAGCAAGAAAGAGAGGGAAAUGGAGAAGGCUAAGCUCGAGAACCAGCGACGGAUGCUUGAGACUGAGAGGAUGGUUUUGAUUCUCCGGCGGAGGGAGAUUGAGUUGGUGGAGUUACAGUCGUUGGGUAAACGGGUCGACCCGAGUUCCGCAACGGGGUGAGCUGAUCAGUGUUAGGAACUUAGGAUUAAUGAUGUUUUGGGUUAGAUUAUAUAUAACUUACGUGAUGAUUGUUUUUUUGGUUUCUAGUUUUUGGAUUUUAGUUUUUGGUUUUUGGUUUUUGAUUUUUGUUUUUUGGAUUUUAGAUUUUGGUUU
Molecule: messenger RNA, 1665 nt
Organism: Brassica oleracea var. oleracea
Lineage: Eukaryota; Viridiplantae; Streptophyta; Magnoliopsida; Brassicales; Brassicaceae
Product: trihelix transcription factor GT-3a-like
Exons: 1
Coding region: 280-1512 (410 amino acids)
Source: RefSeq, a predicted model, not a curated record